AUGAAGGGGUGGAUACGCUUAUUGACCGGAUACCAGUUUAUGACAACUGGCAGAGACUUGGCCCUGAAGCAACAAUGGGAGAUUGAACAGAAGAACAUAAGACUUAUGAGAGCACCGCCAAGGGUCACAGGAUUUGAGAAAAUGAAAGAUAACUGGGAAGAUGCGCGGUUUAUUUGGCCAACAAAUAUUAAUAGUAGUUCGCGGUUUGAUCAUGGCGAAGUGCAUUAUUCCCGCCUUGUAGAAGGACAGUCGGGAAGAGGAGAGUGUCUUCAAUGUUAUCGCUAUGUCCUUGAGAUGGAAGAAGAGGGAGGAGAGGAGGAGGAGGAGGAGAGAGGAGGUGGGGGAGGGGGGAGGUUACAGUACGGUUUGAAGCUCGUUGUCACGCGUGGUAUCGACUAUCUCGACCCUCAUGUCGAAUUCCACCGAUGCCGUUUUUGGUUAGUCCACACGGCGAUGGACUGUGCACAGAUAUUUACUACAAAAUAUCACUUCAUACCAUGGACCAUGCCUCGACGAUUCCCCUCAACUCUGCAAGAACUGCCAGGCCAGAACCUCAAUCAAGUUGAACCAGAUAUACAAGCCAUUCCUCCCCUGUCGUUGCGGCCGAAAACAACGUGGAUAGCAAUAAGAAGAAUGCUUGGAGUGAAUGUGAUGGAGAGAUGCUGGAGAGAUAGAUCUGUAUUUAUAGGUCCUUGA
Molecule: messenger RNA, 696 nt
Organism: Lobosporangium transversale
Lineage: Eukaryota; Fungi; Mortierellomycota; Mortierellomycetes; Mortierellales; Mortierellaceae
Exons: 5
Coding region: 1-696 (231 amino acids)
Source: RefSeq, a predicted model, not a curated record